UUGACCAUCAAGAUUUAGAUUAUAGCUAAUUGAACGGGUCAGCUGAGUGACAUGCGUUCGAAUCACAUGAAGUACUUGAACCUCUUGCAGACCAUUGUAGGACCUGUCCCAAUAAUUGGGUAUAACUGUAGGACAAAGGACUCUAUAUGUACCUGAUGACUAGACUAGACAAAGAGCCUCAAAUACCUAAACAAAACAAAAUUAUUAACUAACAUUAGGCUAUAGCUAGUUUCAGUAUAAAAGUUCUAUAAAGUUCAAGAGCCAGCAUACCAUGUACUUGCUCAACUACUGGUCCCAAUUGUCAAUCAUGGCCAUCUCUUUCUACAACAUUCCAACUUCAUUUACAUCUCCAAAUGCUCAUAUUAUUCUCUUCUCCUCCUCUUUUUUCUUCUUUCUUCUUCCCUUGGCAAGUUCAGUUUAUUUCCAGAUACCUCGCUUUGAUCCUGAUGCAACCAACAUAGUCUAUGAAGGAGAUGCAGUACCUUCUGUUGGAGCCAUUGAAUUCAACAAAAUCAAUUAUCUCUGUCGUGUUGGCUGGGCCACCUAUGCAGAGAGUGUGCGGCUCUGGGACUCCAACACUGGAAAGGUCUCUGACUUCACCACCCAUUUCUCCUUCAUCAUCAAUACCCAAGGGCUUAGCAACUAUGGUCACGGGAUUGCAUUCUUCCUUGCUCCUGUUGAUUUCCAUAUCCCACCAAACUCGGCAGGUGGCUUCCUAGGACUGUUCAAUACCACAACUAGUGAUUCAUCCCGGAACCAAAUAGUUGUGGUCGAGUUCGAUUCCUUUCCAAAUCCUGAAUGGGAUCCUUCAUAUGAGCAUGUUGGGAUCAAUAACAAUUCCAUUGCAUCGGCCAUUACCACCCCUUGGAAUGCUAGCUUGCAUAGUGGAGAUACAGCCGAUGCUUGGAUUACUUACAAUGCCACUACUAAGAAUUUGAGUGUGUUUUGGUCCUACCAGGUAAACCCUAAUUUUCAAGGGAAUUCAAGUCUUUCUUAUCAAAUUGACCUAAAGGAGGUUCUACCAGAGUGGGUCAAGGUUGGAUUUGCAGCUGCUACCGGUCGGAAUGUAGAGCGUCACACGCUUGAAUCAUGGGAGUUUAGGUCAAGUUUGGAUACAAAAGACACAAGCACAAAGAUUGGGAAAAAGAUUGGAUUAACAGUAGGCCUAACAGUUUCAGUGGGUGUUUUGAUUUUGGGGGGGAUCAUAACAUCUAUAAUUUUGUGGAAAAGGAGACAUAAUAGAAGGGAAACAGCGGAGUCGACUAACUUGACAUCGAUCAAUGAUGAUCUUGAAAGAGGUGCCGGACCAAGAAGGUUCUCUUACAUAGAUCUUGUUUCGGCUACUAACAACUUCUCUGGCCAAAGAAAAUUGGGAGAAGGAGGAUUUGGUUGCGUUUACAAGGGGUACUUUAGUGAUUUAGAUAUGACUGUAGCUGUGAAGAAAAUCUCAAGAGGGUCUAAACAAGGGAAAAAGGAGUACAUAACCGAGGUGAAGACUAUAAGCCAACUGAGACACCGGAAUUUGGUGCAGCUCAUGGGUUGGUGCCAUGACAAAGGUGAGUUUCUUCUUGUCUAUGAGUUUAUGCCAAAUGGAAGCCUUGACGCUCACCUCUUUGGCAAGAAGAGUCCUCUCACUUGGGCCUUGAGACACAAGAUAGCUCUUGGUUUGGCCUCUGCAUUGCUCUAUCUACAUGAGGAAUGGGAGCAAUGUGUGGUCCAUCGGGAUAUCAAGUCGAGCAAUAUAAUGCUAGAUUCAAACUUCAAUGUCAAGCUUGGAGACUUUGGCUUAGCUCGUCUUAUGGACCAUGAAUUAGGCCCCCAAACAACCGGUUUGGCUGGAACUUUAGGCUACUUGGCACCAGAAUACAUAAGUACAGGCAAGGCAAGUAAAGAGUCCGAUGUUUUUAGCUUCGGGGUGGUUAUAUUAGAAAUUGCUGCUGGGAGAAAAUCGGUAGAUCCCAGAUAUGAAGAGUCUCUGACUGGGUUAGUGGAGUGGAUUUGGGAGCUCUAUGGAAGAGGGCAACUUCUUUCAGCUGUAGAUGAGAAGAUUAAUAUGAAUUUUGAGGUGAAGCAGGCAGAGUGUUUGAUGAUUGUUGGCCUGUGGUGUGCUCAUCCUGACCGAAGUCUGAGGCCAUCAAUAAGGCAAGCUAUUCAAGUGCUUCAUUUUGAGGCAGCAAUGCCAAAUCUUCCAAUGAAGAUGCCAGUUCCCAUGUAUAACCUACCUAGUACAUCAACAAUUAGCACUGAUGGGGCCUCGAUAACCUACACAAGCAUGGAGAUGGGUCGUUGA
Messenger RNA from Camellia sinensis, 2290 nucleotides. Lineage: Eukaryota; Viridiplantae; Streptophyta; Magnoliopsida; Ericales; Theaceae. The record is from RefSeq and is a predicted model, not a curated record.